Messenger RNA from Phyllostomus discolor (pale spear-nosed bat), 17396 nucleotides. It is a transcript of the gene TNRC6B, whose product is annotated as trinucleotide repeat containing adaptor 6B. Gene Ontology annotation, molecular function: nucleic acid binding. Gene Ontology annotation, cellular component: nucleoplasm; P-body. The coding region runs from base 205 to 5505 and encodes 1766 amino acids. Lineage: Eukaryota; Metazoa; Chordata; Mammalia; Chiroptera; Phyllostomidae. The record is from RefSeq and is a predicted model, not a curated record. Gene Ontology annotation, biological process: miRNA-mediated post-transcriptional gene silencing; positive regulation of nuclear-transcribed mRNA poly(A) tail shortening. The transcript is spliced from 21 exons.
CAAUAUAUGGGGAUAACUAAAUGUGGUGAGUUUUUGCAACCUCCUAGUUUAAGUAAAAUAAUGUGUUCUCCUUGGUCACUGAGAUAAAAUGUUGCCUUGUACACCAUCUACAAGCUUUUGAUUUGCCACAAAUAACAGAUAUUUAACCUUCUGGUGUGAUAUUCCUUUAACAGAGAGAAGGAGCAAGAAAGGGAAGAACAGUUAAUGGAAGACAAGAAAAGGAAGAAAGAGGAUAAAAAGAAAAAAGAAGCCACUCAGAAGGUCACGGAACAAAAAACCAAAGUGCCCGAAGUGACGAAACCAAGUUUAAGCCAACCAACGGCCGCCAGCCCAAUUGGCAGCUCUCCAUCGCCACCAGUCAAUGGUGGCAACAAUGCCAAAAGGGUGGCAGUGCCGAACGGACAACCGCCAAGCGCCGCCCGCUACAUGCCUCGGGAGGUGCCGCCGCGAUUCCGUUGCCAGCAGGACCACAAAGUGUUACUAAAACGUGGGCAGCCCCCUCCACCCUCCUGCAUGCUCCUAGGGGGUGGGGCAGGGCCUCCUCCCUCCACAGCACCUGGAGCAAACCCAAACAACGCACAAGUAACAGGAACGCUGCUGCAGAGUGAGAGUGGGACUGCACCAGAGUCAACCCUUGGAGGUGCUGCUGCUUCAAAUUAUGCAAAUUCCACUUGGGGCCCGGGAGCCUCCUCCAACAACGGCACCUCCCCCAACCCAAUUCACACCUGGGACAAGGUGAUUGUAGACGGGUCUGACAUGGAAGAGUGGCCUUGUAUUGCCAGCAAAGACACUGAGUCUUCUUCCGAAAACACCACCGAUAACAACAGUGCCUCGAACCCUGGCUCUGAGAAGAGCACUCUGCCAGGAAGCACCACUAGUAACAAAGGAAAAGGGAGCCAGUGCCAGUCUGCAAGUUCUGGGAACGAAUGUAAUCUUGGGGUCUGGAAAUCUGACCCUAAGGCUAAAUCUGUUCAAUCUUCCACCUCUGCUGCAGAGAACAACAGUGGACUUGGAAAUUGGAGGAAUGUAAGUGGUCAGGAUAGAAUUGGACCUGGCUCUGGCUUCAGCAACUUUAACCCAAAUAGCAACCCAUCUGCCUGGCCAGCGCUGGUACAAGAAGGAAAUUCUAGGAAAGGGGCAUUGGAGACAGAUACUAGUAAUUCCAGUGCACAGGUUAGCACAGUAGGUCAGGCAUCCAGGGAACAGCAGUCAAAGAUGGAAAAUGCGGGUGUUAAUUUUGUCUCUGGCAGAGAACAGGCUCAAAUUCAUAACACUGAUGGACCAAAAAAUGGAAACACUAACUCCUUGAACUUAAGUUCACCAAACCCCAUGGAGAAUAAGGGAAUGCCCUUUGGAAUGGGCUUGGGGAACGCCUCCAGGUGCACUGAUGCCCCUUCACAAAGCACUGGAGAUCGAAAGAGUGGGAGUGUUGGAUCGUGGGGUGCAGCUAGGGGGCCUUCUGGAACUGACACAGCCUCUGGACAAAGCAAUUCUGGAAACAAUGGGAACAAUGGAAAGGAUAGAGAGGACUCCUGGAAAGGAGCUUCUGUUCAGAAGUCAACUGGCUCAAAAAAUGACUCUUGGGACAAUAAUAACAGGUCUACGGGUGGGUCCUGGAACUUUGGCCCUCAGGACUCUAAUGACAACAAAUGGGGUGAAGGGAACAAAAUGACAUCUGGGGUCUCUCAGGGAGAAUGGAAACAGCCGACUGGGUCUGAUGAGUUGAAAAUUGGAGAAUGGAGUGGUCCAAACCAACCAAAUUCUAGCACUGGAGCAUGGGACAAUCAAAAGGGCCACCCCCUCCCUGAAAACCAAGGCAAUGCCCAGGCUCCCUGUUGGGGAAGAUCUUCCAGCUCCACAGGAAGUGAAGUUGGAGGUCAAAGCACUGGAAGCAACCACAAAGCAGGAAGUAGUGACAGUCAUAAUUCUGGCCGUCGGUCAUACAGGCCCACACAUCCUGAUUGUCAGGCUGUCUUGCAGACUCUUUUGAGCCGAACUGAUUUGGACCCCAGGGUGCUCUCAAACACUGGCUGGGGCCAAACUCAAAUUAAGCAGGACACAGUGUGGGAUAUUGAAGAGGUGCCAAGGCCUGAGGGGAAAUCUGACAAAGGAACUGAGGGGUGGGAGAGCGCUGCCACACAGACCAAGAACUCAGGGGGCUGGGGAGACGCACCCAGCCAAAGCAAUCAAAUGAAGUCUGGAUGGGGGGAGCUCUCAGCCUCUACGGAGUGGAAGGAACCCAAGAACACAGGAGGCUGGAAUGACUAUAAGAACAACAAUUCUUCCAAUUGGGGAGGAGGACGACCAGAUGAAAAGACUUCUUCCUCUUGGAAUGAGAAUUCCAGCAAGGAUCAGGGGUGGGGAGGUGGACGCCAGACCAAUCAAGGAUGGACUUCUGGAAAGAAUGGUUGGGGAGAAGAAGUUGAUCAAGCAAAAAACAGCAAUUGGGAAAGUUCUGCAAGUAAACCUGUGUCUGGGUGGGGUGAAGGAGGGCAGAGUGAAAUUGGAACUUGGGGGAGCAGUGGGAAUGCAAGCCUAGCUUCCAAAGGUGGAUGGGAAGAUUGCAAGAGAUCUCCAGCAUGGACUGAGACAGGGAGACAGCCCAGUUCCUGGAAUAAACAGCACCAACAGCAGCAGCAGCCCCAGCAGCCACCACCACCACAACCAGAGGCUUCUGGUUCAUGGGGAGGCCCACCCCCACCACCUCCAGGCAACGGACGACCUUCCAAUUCAAACUGGAGCAGCGGGCCGCAGCCAGUAACCCCUAAGGAUGAGGAACCCAGUGGUUGGGAAGAACCAUCCCCACAGUCAAUUAGUCGGAAAAUGGACAUUGAUGAUGGCACUUCAGCAUGGGGAGACCCCAACAGUUAUAACUACAAGAAUGUGAAUCUGUGGGAUAAGAAUUCCCAAGGGGGCCCAGCACCUCGAGAACCAAACCUGCCUACCCCGAUGACCGGUAAAUCAGCAUCAGUCUGGAGCAAAAGCACACCACCUGCUCCUGAUAAUGGUACUUCAGCUUGGGGUGAGCCAAAUGAAAGCAGUCCUGGGUGGGGUGAAAUGGAAGACACAGGAGCAUCGACCACAGGCUGGGGGAAUGCACCUUCCAACACUCCAAAUGCCAUGAAACCUAAUUCCAAAUCUAUGCAAGACGGCUGGGGGGAGAGUGAUGGGCCAGUGACAGGAACUCGCCAUCCCAGCUGGGAAGAGGAGGAUGAUGGAGGAGUCUGGAACACCGCUGGCUCUCAGGGAAGUGCUUCCUCCCACAACUCAGCAAGCUGGGGACAAGGAGGAAAGAAACAAAUGAAGUGCUCACUAAAAGGAGGAAACAGUGAUUCAUGGAUGAAUCCUCUUGCCAAACAGUUUUCAAAUAUGGGAUUGCUGAGUCAAACCGAAGAUAAUCCAAGCAGCAAAAUGGAUUUGUCUGUAGGGAGCCUUACAGAUAAGAAAUUUGAUGUGGACAAGCGAGCAAUGAAUCUCGGGGAUUUUAAUGAUAUCAUAAGGAAGGAUCGAUCUGGGUUCCGUCCACCUAAUUCCAAAGACAUGGGAACCACAGAUAGUGGGCCUUAUUUUGAGAAGGGUGGCAAUCAUGGUUUGUUUGGAAAUAGCACAGCACAAUCGAGAGGUAUGCACACACCAGUGCAGCCACUAAAUUCUUCUCCUAGUCUCCGGGCGCAAGUGCCUCCCCAGUUUAUUUCUCCCCAGGUUUCUGCCUCAAUGCUCAAGCAGUUUCCCAACAGUGGCCUGAAUCCAGGUCUUUUCAAUGUGGGGCCCCAGUUAUCUCCUCAACAAAUCGCCAUGCUGAGCCAGCUUCCACAGAUUCCCCAGUUUCAGUUGGCAUGUCAGCUUCUCUUGCAGCAGCAGCAGCAGCAGCAGUUGUUACAGAACCAGAGAAAGAUUUCUCAAGCUGUACGCCAGCAGCAAGAGCAGCAGCUGGCUCGUAUGGUGAGUGCACUCCAGCAGCAGCAGCAACAGCAGCAGCAGCAGCAGCGGCAGCCCAGCAUGAAGCAUUCGCCAUCUCAUCCUGUUGGGCCCAAGCCACAUCUGGACAACAUGGUACCCAACACUCUGAAUGUGGGGCUCCCAGACCUUCAAACCAAAGGGCCAAUACCUGGAUAUGGUUCUGGCUUCAGCUCUGGCGGCAUGGACUAUGGCAUGGUUGGUGGGAAGGAGGCUGGAACUGAGUCUCGCUUUAAACAGUGGACCUCCAUGAUGGAGGGGUUGCCCUCUGUAGCCACACAGGAAGCCAAUAUGCACAAAAAUGGCGCUAUAGUGGCCCCUGGGAAGACCCGAGGAGGGUCACCAUACAACCAGUUUGAUAUAAUCCCAGGUGACACACUGGGUGGCCAUACGGGUCCUGCUGGUGAUAGCUGGUUACCUGCCAAAUCUCCACCAACAAAUAAAAUCGGAAGUAAAUCCAGCAAUGCCAGUUGGCCUCCAGAAUUCCAACCAGGAGUGCCAUGGAAAGGUAUCCAAAACAUUGACCCUGAAUCUGAUCCCUAUGUCACCCCAGGAAGUGUGCUGGGGGGUACAGCCACAUCUCCUAUUGUAGAUACUGACCACCAACUUCUGCGGGAUAACACCACAGGGUCUAAUUCUUCCCUCAACACCUCGCUGCCUUCACCUGGUGCCUGGCCCUACAGUGCCUCUGACAACUCCUUUUCCAACGUUCAUAGCACUUCAGCAAAGUUCCCUGAUUAUAAAUCAACAUGGUCCCCAGAUCCCAUAGGACACAACCCCACUCAUCUCUCCAACAAGAUGUGGAAAAACCAUAUUUCCUCAAGGAACACUACACCGCUGCCCCGCCCACCUCCUGGUCUGACUAACCCCAAACCAUCAUCUCCCUGGAGCAGCACAGCACCCCGAUCAGUCAGGGGGUGGGGGACACAGGACUCGCGGCUUGCCACAGCUUCUACCUGGAGUGAUGGUGGUUCAGUUCGUCCUAGUUACUGGCUGGUCCUUCACAAUCUCACUCCACAGAUUGAUGGGUCAACCUUGAGAACCAUCUGCAUGCAGCAUGGCCCACUGCUGACAUUCCAUCUGAACCUAACCCAGGGCACCGCCCUGAUCCGAUACAGCACCAAACAGGAGGCGGCCAAGGCCCAAACUGCACUGCACAUGUGUGUGUUGGGAAACACUACCAUCCUGGCUGAGUUUGCCACCGAUGAUGAAGUUAGCCGCUUUCUGGCACAAGCUCAGCCCCCCACACCUGCAGCAACCCCGAGUGCACCCGCAGCAGGUUGGCAGUCGCUGGAGACCGGCCAGACCCAGUCAGAUCCCGUCGGGCCUGCUCUGAAUCUUUUCGGUGGGUCGACAGGGCUCGGGCAGUGGAGCAGCAGUGCUGGUGGCAGCAGUGGGGCCGAUCUUGCUGGCGCUUCAUUGUGGGGGCCCCCAAACUAUUCUUCGAGCUUGUGGGGAGUCCCAACUGUGGAAGAUCCCCAUAGGAUGGGCAGCCCUGCUCCUUUACUACCUGGUGACCUUCUGGGAGGAGGGUCGGAUUCAAUCUGAACUUAGAACUUUCAACUCUGACCUCGUUACCUUUUUUGGAACAGCAGCAGCACUAACUUGACCUUUUCGUUUUUUUUUUCAACUUGCAAUAAAUACAUUUUUAAAAGGAAAAAAGAAAACGGAGAGAGAAAAAAAGGUGGGUCAUUGACAGACUGUCUGAGCACAUAGUUGCCUCCCUUAUAUCUUCAGUUUUUUCGUUUGGAAUAUGAAUCCAAAAAGAGAACAUAUCACUCUUGAAAUACUUGAAUCAUGAACGCCAACCUAGAAAGACAAUGUGAAGCAAGUACACAUACCAUUUAAAUUUAAACACAAAAAAAAUUAAAAAAAUUAGUUUCUAGUUUUUCACUUUUUUCAUGUUAUAUGGAAGUUGUUGCUAAGAAACAUAUAUACUGAAAAAAUAGCUUUUUAACUUUGUUUGCACUGGGUGUGUUUCCGUCCUUAGGUCUACCAUGUUUGGGAGGGAGGGGAAUUCAAAAGAAUUGUUGGGGUGGGGGGAGGGAAGACUUGACGGAGCCUCACUUUAAAAACAAAAACAUAAAAACCUAAAAAAAAGGAAAACAUUUGUGAUUGGCUGGUUGAUAAAUACCAGUGUGUUCUGGCACAUGUAACUGCCCAGGCAUGCUCGUUCUGGUAUGUGUGUGCACGUGUGUUCAUGUGCAUCCGCGUGCAUCCUUCUCUCUGUCUCUGUGUGUGUGUGUGCCUGUGUCCUCCUCUGCCUCCGCCUCCUCCUCCCUGACUCUGAUUUCUCAGAAAGCUGCAUUGCUGACAGUCCGCAGGCUGGCUGGCCGGCCAUCUGCUUUUUACUUUUAUUAGUUUUGAUUGUUUGUUUUUUUUUAACUAUGAGAACACACAAGCACGAGGAGCCACUGCUACUAAAGCAACUCCUUUGGGCUGCAUUAAGGUGAACAGAAUGCUCUUUAAUGAUGAAAGCAGUGAGCUCCUUCACAUCUGCAAGUGAGUUUCUCUAAGCUUUUCUUUUGACCUAGCAGUAGAGUGGAGCACUGCCAAGUCCAAAAUAUUAGGAGAGUAGGAGGUACCUCUUGGAGCAUCUGUGUGUUUAUUUAUUUCUGUUUUUUUAAAUAAGUGGCCACUAGGCACAUCUGAGUAUCUGUUAAGUUUCAUGCAGGCCUUUUCGUUACUUUGAAUGGGGACAGGUGAUGAGAUAGUUUUUAAUAAUGUGGUGUCUCCAAAGCAGAAAAACUGUGUUCCCCCUUCCUUGUGUAAUCGGGUAUGAGAAAUUCAUCAGAAAGUCACGUAAUGCUGAAUUCAGUUAUUUCUAUUUGUUCUCUUUUUAAUUUUAUGGAAACAAAAAAGUAAGUUGUGAGCAGCCUCCUGAAAGCAUCCGCAGCUCCUCCCUCUCUGCUCUUUUCUUGCUGAGCGUUACCUGUGCCAGGCCGUGGCGUGUUACAGCACCAGGCCAUCACUGACAGAAACGUUUACUUAACGAAUGUUCUUAAACCAGUGUGUACUUCAAGCGUUUCCUUUUGUUUUUCUGUGUUGUGUAUUUCCUGUGUACGUGGUUUUGCUUAGGCAGGUAUAACUUAGCAAAGACUUUUAAAUAUUGCACCUUUUUUUGGUUUUGACCUCUUUUUUUUCCUUGUAAUGUUGCUUUUUUUAUUUCAAUAUUUAAAGACAUUUUUUAAGCAUCAAUGUAGUAGUACUCUGGGCCGAAUAGGAGGCAACUUUUAAUCCACAGUUAUCACCAACGUGUAUGUACUUAUGUUGGAAUCAAAAUGUAUCAAACUGCUUUUUGUGAAGAGAGUUACAGCAGCCCUGAAGGGGUACCCCUUUAUACAGAGCAGAUGGUGGGUGGGGUGGGGGGAGGGGGCGUAUGCCGGUAACGUGCUAGCACUUGUGUGGACAUCCCAAUCUGCAUUAUACUGUUUAACAUAAAGUGCCGACAUUCUGUACCAGCAAACACCUGCCCAUUCCAGCCCUUGGUGGGAGCAGACCUCUGCUGUCCUCCAUGACUCGCUGCUAGUGAGGACAAAGGAGCUUUUCUUUCUAAUUUAGCGUCUUCAGUGAAGGAUACAACAAUGCCUAAUGUAUCUGGCUUUUAGCUUGUGUCUGUGUGUGGGUGGGUGGGUGGGUGGGUGUGUAUAGGAAAUGGCAAAAACGCAUUCAAGUGGUUUUGUGAGACAAAGAAUGGGAAUUCUGUAGUCCACUCGGCUUACCCUGUUGAUUAUAAACCUAGCCUCAAAAGAGAUUGACAUGCAUAACUCAAGUGAGCAUUCUCUUAUACAAGUCUUUAUGAGCCCUUCAUGGGUAGGUGGUCAAACUUGAGUUUCCAGCAUCGGUUUGGUCCCGUCGGAUGCCUUGUAGAAAACUAACUGUGCCCUCUUCCUGCUCUCCGGUUUUCAUCACCACCAUGCCCCUUCCACCUCUGCCCACAUACACAAUGUCUCCUCCCAGCCCCCACUGGCUGCUCUCUGUGUGUGGAGCAAAACCCUGUCGUGUGGUGCCCUCCAGGUGAAGAGCAGCUGUGUUCAGACAUCUGCAGAAGGCUCAACCUUAGUGUCCCUGGGCUAGGAGCGUGCCCCAAGGCUCCUGAGAGCCAGGAGCGACCCUGCCGCUCUUGGUUUCCUGCCGUGUCUUUCCCCGCCCUCCACCCUUCUUGCCUCUGGGUUCCUUGACCUGCACUAUGGGUUAGUUGAGUUCCUUACCAUACUACGGUGAAAGCCGGGUGCUAGAGCCCCUCUUGUUUACAAGACAUAAUGAGGGAUUUGAAAUAUAUAAAAAUAAACAUGAGAAGCUAAAAUGUUCUUCCAUCAUAAGCUUAAAGGGAAAAAAAUUAAAAACUUUUAAAAAAGACCAAAAAGUGCGUAUAUAUAUAUAUACAUAUAAAUAUAUAUUUUAGAUGAAGACUAACUCUGGGAGCAUUUAACAGUGUUUUCUGUUUUUGUUUUUAACAUUUAUUUUCCUGCUUUAAAAUUUGCAAGCAUUCUCAGGAAUUCUAGGGUAGGAAGCCAGUUUUUUGAAGAUGGUUUAUUUAACCGUAUCUUAUCCUAGAUAGAUGGCUGUUUCUUUCCUGUUAAUAAACUUUUACAAGUUCCUGAAACUUCAAAAAGUUUAAACAAUUUUUACUUAAAAAAAUGUAAAAACGUCUCCAAACAUUAUUGUCAUACUGGGGAUCACACAUUUUAAAACAUGUAGAAAGAAAUAUUUUUUAAAUAUGAUCAAUUUAGCAGCAACAGAUAAAUUCAUUAUCUUAAAAAAUAUGGGAGAAGGAUUGAGCUUCAUCAGAGCUCUAUCACAGAUUCAUUUGAAAUUGUGUGUUAUUUAACGGGAGAGUGUUUGGUGUAUAUAAAUGGGAAUUCCAUCACUUUGUUCCUUUCCAUUUAAGACUGAACUGAAAUCUCCCCUACUAAUUUUUUUUUAAGGAACCCUUCUCCCUGUCCCCCAGCCCUACCAACAAAUGAAAGAAAGAAAGAAACAAUUGCUUAAAAAAAAGUAACCCUAACCUGUAAAAUAGUGCAGUCGGAUUGCUGAGAAUCUAUGUAAAGAGUUAGGAAAUAUAGGUUAAUAACUUUUGGAACAAAUUUUAAAUAUAGGCAUUACUAGAGGAAAAAUAUCUAUCAGCUGUUCUAUUAAUGAAGAAUGUCUGUCUUACCUCCAUUUGUUAAGGCAGGAGGAGAAAAUAAUAGAAGAAUCUAAUAAGAAACAAGUGAUUUUAAUUUUUUCGCUCCCAGCUACUGUUGUGCUCAUUCUAAUUGCUGUUUUGAAGAUCUGCUGCUUAAUUAUCCCCAUCCCUCAGCCGGAGAUGUGGAGUGUUUUCCUUUCAGUUUUUGGUAAUGUCGAAUUCUCCUUUUGUUUUCCCUCUUGGGGCCAGGGGUCAGAAUUCCUAAGCAUGACCACAGCUUCUUUUAAACGUCCAAGCUUCCCAGUGGGAAAGAAACUCCCGCUCAACAGGUAAAGGGAGUGGGUGGGGUUGCUGCCUGCAAUUUCUCUAAAACCGCUUUAGUGCCUUCGUACAUACACCCAGACAUCCUGAGCAGGAGGGACACGCGUGUGUGUGCAGGUGGUCCGGUCACUCCGCGGAGAUUAAAGUACUUGCCCGUGUAGGAAGUUGGAGUGCUUCUGGACAGGCCCCAAAGGCAGUGGGCUACAUUCAAAAUAAAUAAAUAAACAAGGAAGUUACAUGCGCUUUUCUGUCUUGAUAACGUGGAAUGCCAAGACCCUUCCUUGUACUGUUGCCCUCCACUACUGUGCAUCGACUUCUCCAGGUGCAUCCACGUGGCAACUGCAGUGAUUUGGGCCGUCUCUCUGUGUUGGGCCAAUAGAAAGGGGUUCGUGUUUUUCUGUUCUUGUACUUUGUCUCCUCCCUUCCCAUCAACCCCUCUCCGCCCCCCAACUUUUUUUUUUUUUUUUUUUUUGUCAACUUGCUGGAAGCUUUGCUUUAUUGGUUGGCAGUGACCUAAGAACAGGAUACAGUGAGAUGUAAUAGAAGAGAAAAACUCUUCUUUCCAUGGUAUUUUUUGGCAGGAGCCGUGUCUGCUGAGAGGUUAGGUGUCUUUGAACCACUUAGAAAAUUAUGUGGGAGCAUCUUCUCUUCACCACAUUCUGGCAUGUGCACAGAGGCCUGCUGGUCACCUCUCAUUACACAGGUUUUCAUAAACAUUUUGAUCAUGUAAAUUUGAAUUUCCAAUUUUUACUAGUUUCCCUUUAUUUCUUUAAACGUUUGAUUACUAGUGGCUGGAGGUGUCUUUCUUUCAGACAUCACAAACUUGGCGUCUGUCUACCACUUGAAUAGCCAAAAGAAAAGGAGCACUAGCAGGGGAAGGGAUGUCUUCCGUCAGACUGGGGGCCUCUGCUGGCAGUUGAGAUCCAGUGCCAUGACCUAAUUUCAGUUCAUAUCUCCGAGACACUGUGAGAAGUGGAUGUGGCAUCUCUGAUCCCUCAGUCCCUAGUCCUUGAUGUUUUUCAUUUACGACAUUCAUGGAAGUUAACUUAGCAGUGCUGCAAGUUAGCAUUCCAAACCAAAAUCUUUCAUCAGUGUCCCCCAGUAAGCAACGUGAUCCAUUGACUGCCAUUCAGUUUGUUUUAUUUAUAGCAGUUUGAUUUCCUAUUACUAUGGCUCCUGUUCUAAGAACUUUCCCACCUCUUUUGACAUGAAUGUAGCGUAAAUUAGCAGUUGGUUCUUCCAAAUUCCUGUGGGUUGAAUGUGGUAUAGAAGAUAUGCAACAAAAAAAGGAAGAGAAAUUCCUAAGAAUUUGGAAGAGCUUUUACUAAUACAUCUAGCAGAAACUAAAAUUUCACAGGCUAUUAACUAGUUGCAAAUAUUCACUCUCACUUUCUCCACUCUAGUGGGAAGAGGGGGCAAUUUUUGUGGAGUUAACAGCCAGAUUCCAUAUCGACCUCAGAUGCUGUGUACUUUUUCAUUUUAGUUUUUAUAUUCUGGCAUCUUGACUCUUAAAACAGAAUGAAGAUGUCUGUGUGCUGAGCAAACUGCUUAGGCCAAGCCUGUUUUCCUUGCAGUGUAAACAGGAUGUUUUCAGCAGACUUGGCUGUAACAGCCAUCUCUAAGAUUAGGGAACAAUUGAGUCUUUAUGUAGAAAAGGUUCCCUUCUCCCCCGUCCUCUGAGUUCACAUUCAACAUAUGACACUUUGUAGGUUAUUUUGGGGGGUUUGGGUUUUUCCUUUGUUUUAAUUAUCUAUAAGGUCUUUAGCUAGGAGUAGAGAUAUAUAUAUUUUAGCUGGUUAAAUCAAACUUUUCUUUUCCAGUGUUUUUGCCAAGUUUUGUCAUACUUCACGUCUAUGCAUUAACUACGCUUCUUAGUGUUACUGCAAAAAGAACUCGUACUCUUUGUUUGCCCUCCUGUGAGUACACAACAAGGCUGCAUGUGGUAGUGCAGAUGAAAAUACUCCAGCCUGUGUGUAUACAGUGAAUUGUCAACUGUUAGACAGAAAAUAGGGCGCCCUUGCUCUUUCCCUCCGCUGCACCCCCUGCCACGCCCCCACUGCUUUCUCAUCUGCAAGUGCAGGGUGUCCACACAGUCUGGAAACAAGCAGAUAUCCAUGAUGUUGUCAAGGACAUUGUCAAUCUAUUAAAAAAUCAUAAACUGUUACAUACAGUUCCAGGGUUAGAGCACACGCUGUGAAGUGAUCUGUAGGCUUAUGACCAGUGCCAAAGGCGUGUGUAUUUUCAGAGGUGGUCCCCAUUUGAUGGUGGUGUUUUCUUGACCUUAAAUUUGACAAAGGAGGUGCUGGUAUUGCAUUCUUUAGAUUUGAAAUAAUUACCAACUUCAAACUCUAAACAAUGUAGUAACUUAAAAAGCAAACAUUGGCCCUCCCUGCCCCGCUCAGAACGCCUCCUCCCCACCCACACUGCCAAAGACAAGAGGCCAUGAGCAUUCCCAGGAUGGCGAAGGGGCACUGGUCCGGAGACCGUGCCUCCCCACCACCUGGGCUUCCGUGCUGCCCUGCAGGUGGUCAUUCGGACUGGAUCUGGAGUAAUUACCAAGUAUUCUAAGCUUUGAGUGGUUUUGAAGCUGUCAAUCUCUGUAGUGACCUGCCACCACCACCAGAAAUAGCAAAAGUGACCUGAACUGCCAGUGCUUGCCUCACAGAAUUUAAAUACUCCCCUUCUCAGUUAGCGCCACACCUGAGUUUGUUUUCAACGCGAAACCAACCGCACACCAGGAAAAACGGUACUACCCUGACCACGGGGUCUCUGCAAGACUCCAUCAUUGGUUCUUCAUUCUGCCAACACUUGUUGUGAUCCUGGGAGGGGGAAGGUCCGAUAAAGACAAGAGAUGUUCUGUUUUAAAAUUUUUAAAGAAAGUGUUUCCUUAAAGCAUUGUGUGCCUCAACUCUGAUUUCAAACUAAAAAUCACUGCUUUGGAAAAAAAAAAUCCCCAUUGUAAUUGACCCAUUUCAAGGCAAUAUUAAGAAGUUGGGAUUGUUUUUUAAAAAAGUGAAAUUCCUUUUCACAUCUAAUGGUGAGCAGCAAAAGACAAGUGGUGAGGGUAGCUUACAAUAUUGUAGCCAAGUUGUGAAAUGAAGUGCUUUUCUUUCCCUUCUCCUCCCCUGCUUUCUUGGACCUCUUACUGCAGUUGGCAGUCCUCCUCCUCGGGCCGCUGAAAGGUGUGCGCACCUCUCGGAGGGCUGGGGUGUGAGAGGUGACUGGAGGUGAGGUGGAGCGGCCUUACAGGACUAGCCUUACAGCAGAGCUUUAUGGAGAGGAAGGUAGUUAUCCUACAAGUGUUCGCCAAAAAUGAAAAAGAGGGGUAUCUAUACAAAGCCAAGGGGAAAAACCUUUGGAACCAUUUAAGAAGUUAUGUACCUUUUAAAGGUAGUAUAUUUUCUCAGUAAGUGGUGCAUUCAGCAUACACUUCUUGCCAGAAAUUUCGGGAUAAAUUAGAAUAAAUGUGUUUAAAACACCACCUCUACCCCCCUUUUUAAUUUUGUCCAAGGAAUUAUUUACUUAAGUGUAGUAUUUCUGAUCUGAACGUGCCUUUGUGAGUACAGAGACCGUCUGCUUUAGGAAGAAGCUAUCCAUUAGGAUGAAACAGAACGGCGGUCCUCCUAGACUUUAGGGAAGUCAGCGUCUCUCCUGGCAGUCUCCAGGGGCAGCUGUUGUUUUCAUUAGCAUCAAUAUUGCACAGUGUAGGGUUGUGUGGAAGAGUUCUGGGGCUUGGGAGAGGGGGCAGUGAGGUGACGGUGCACAGGUGACAGAGACCCAGGUUAGUCCGAGAGUGCAGGUAGAAUUACCUAUCUGCGUUGCCUAGUUUUCUUCGUGUAUGUGUGUGUGUGCUCGUGUGGUGGUUUUACUUUUUGUUUUUCUGUAAGCACUGGAGAACUGAAAUACGGUGAUGUUUGUGACACAUCCAUGCAUGUCCAGGAGGCGCUGGCCAGCUCCCGCGUGCAGAGCUGGCAGCACCCUUCCACCCCCAGCGUCCGUGUCCCGAGAAGGCCAUUGCUUCCCCAAAUGGAAGUCACUUCACGUUGCUGUUUAUGCGAACAGGGUAACACACAGAAGGAAAAGGCUUUUGAAAGCGUAAGAUGGAAGUGUUUGAGAAAGGAAAGAGAAAAACCUGAAAUCAUAUUUUAUUUCUUCAGAACUAUUAUAGCUACACAUAGAAACCUGCAGUGUCUCUUCAUUUGUUUUUGUUUGUUUCAAACGAUUCCGCCUCUUCUCCCCACUCCUGAUCUUCUAAAGAGAUAUCAAGUGAACGCUAAGGGCCAUUUCCGUAAUUCCUCAGAACUCCCCAAGAGGAAACCAGUCCCUCCCGCAAGAUUCCUCCAGCUCAUUCAGGAAGACACAGGGAGGAGAGAUGCUGCCGCUCUCGCUCUCGAGCUUCACUCUCAUUCCUCUCUAAUGGCCUUGAAAUGUAUUAUUAUGCAAAUGUGAAUUUUGAUACUGAAUUUAAGAAGAGGUUGUUGGAUUUUUUUUCUUUUUUCAAAAAAAAAAAAAGGUCCCAUAUGUGGUCAUCAUUGCUUUAUUUUGUUAACGUGAAUUGUAACUAUGCAUUCUGCAAAAGGGGGGAAGAGAGGGCAGAAAGAGGAAGGAAGUAGCUUUGCAUCUUGUUCUAUGGUUUCUGUGUCCAUGGUAUCCCAUGUCCUGGCGGAGAAGGGGGGUGAGAGCAAGCAGCAGUAAGGUCAGUACAGUGAGGUGCAGAGACCUCUGGGUCCUCCUGUGGUCGCUGGCAGGCCUGGUGGCCCAGCAAAACCAAGGUGGUACAGGAUCCUCCAUCCUAGCCAUGCAGUGUUAACCCAGUGGGACAGAGGGGCCCCAGAGCCCCCCCCCCGUGUUCCCUGGGGGAAAGUACUCAUCCUUUCCUGAAUUCAGAACCCUUUCAAGCUCAGGAAACCACGCCUCACUCGUACUGACCUUCAAGUUCGUCUUUACGUCAACUCCAGAAACCUCUUCCUCCUCCCCCUUCUCCUCCUCACUCCUUUUUAAUUUUUUGUUCUUCCUUCUUAGUCACUUCGAAGUGAACUUAAUUACAAGGAAACUGUCUUGUUCUAAGGGAAAGAAGACUAUUGCUUGGCAGGCAAAAAAGGCUUCUCUUCCCCAUCCACUACCCCUCAGCCAAACGUGAUCUCUCUCUUCCCUGGCGUUUAUUAAGCUGUGUCUAGCUAGCGAGCAGUGAGGUGUUUGACCCGGGAAAGCCUGCAGCCUUCUGUUUGUCCUCACAGAAUUCCUUUGUGGGUCUUGCCUGUGGCGCCUCUCGGCACCUGCAUUGCUCCGGCCUAGGCAUUGUUCGCAACACGCAGCAUCGUGCACAAGAGAUCGUCCUGCCUGUGUUCAGUGUUUCCACGCGGCAGCUCUUGUUGUUGUCCACAGUACUGUAACAAGUUACAGACUUGACCACAGUCUCCUUGUGCCCAGGCGAGGCUGCACGGGCACGGUCUUAUCAGGGUCUCAAUCUGUUAGAUUGCCUUUAGACAAAAAAACAAAACAAAAAAAAAAUUAAAAUCCUGACGUUUCAACUGUCUAACACAAAGUAAUACCUCGAGGUACAUUUCCCCUGCAGUGUAGCCCCUGACUUCCCCGCUCCUUUUCUGACAAAAGUGGGUUAUCCUUUUGAAAAUAUGAACAUGUAAAUAGCAGGAUAACUUUUAUAAUUUUUUUUGCUGUGAAAGUAACCCUAAAAUAUGAUGUUUCUCUCUCUCUCUCUUUUUUUUAAGCCAUCAGAAGUUUUCAAUUUUAUUCUUUCAUGUUGCAGAAGAGAACACAGAACAGGUCAGGGCGUGGGCAUGCACUGUGGGUUGGUGUUCUCUCGGCAGCCCUGUCCACAGCGGCAGGCCAGUGUCUGGUGCCCCUUUUGAAUAGAUGCCGUCUGUUCCAGCCUUCUAGCUCCAGGAUGGGGACUGUCUGAGUUUCUCCUUUAGAAAGAUCCAUCCCCUUCAGGGUUCAGAAUUGUUUUCCACUGGAGACCUUGAGUUCUCAACCUUUCUUGAUUCACACACACACACACACACACACACAGAGUUAGCAGCAUUCUGUAAUUCACAAAGGGAAUUAGUCCCUGGCAUUUCAGUUUGAUGCUAUAGAAUUCACAGCUUCAUCGCUGCAAGAGGCUGAAAAUGUGUUGAUUUCUUACUUACAAGGCAACUCAUCUGAGAUGUGCAACAACUGCCCCCAGAGGCAUGUGCACCCUCAGACACUGCCCCUCCGUGAGGCUUGGCUGACAUUAGGUUGAGGGACAAAAGUUUAACAAAUGCUGCUUGUAGGGACCUGUCAGCUACUGCUCUCCUAGAUUUGGCUGGCCACUUUCAAGGCAGGGUCAGAAUGGGUCAUUUUGAAUAGUUUCUUCACAUACAACCCACCCCCACCCCCAGUCUUAAAGACGAACCCGGGCAUCUGUCAAGAAGCCCUUCUUAGUUUUGACUUGUACAUGACGACUUCCUUGGAGGGGAAGAAGCUUGAUUAUAAAUGCACGUGCAUUCACCACCCACCGAUCUGGGCCCUAUCAGCCUUGGGAUUUUAUUUGUUUGUUUGGAGAUUCUUUUUCUAUCAGUCCUCUGAUCCAUCAGAAGUUCUUCCUGACCUUGUCCCUCUGUGAUCCUCCCAAAGGGCUUUGCUGAUCUCUGCACUUCUUUCCUGGGACGCUCACUCCCCCACCACCAUCCUUUGCACACGUACCAGUGACCAAAGUGUGUCCAGUGAUCUCACAGAAGACAUCAAAAAUGGUGCAUGCACCACGAAUGUGCUCACAGAGACACGUGCACAAGAUUCUGCACCCUUGGCCUUAACCUCAGUAUGACUUAAGGGGCAGGAACAUUCUUAAUAGGUUUAAAAAAAAAGUCCCUUCUGGGAGGGAGAGGGGAAAAGGCAGACACAAGAGCUCAGCUGUGCCAGCUCCUAACUCUCCACUAUUUGCUUACAACUUCAAAUUCCAUGCCCACCUCCAACCCAUCCCUGUUUUGAGAACCAAAAACAGACAACAAAAACAACCUGAGGAGAGAUUUCUGGACUAUUUUGUCUUUCUCCACUUAGAUGGAGAUGUAAAUGCUGCUUUGGGUUCCAUAAUCCUAGGGGGCUAUGUUUACAGAGUAAAAUACAUCCUUACCAAAUCAGGAAACUGAAUAACGGAACCUCUGCAGUGAGAGUUAGUCACUGACGGUGAGCAAGACCGGUGAGGGGACCGGAGGGGUGCAGAGGAGGAGAGACGGAGAACCCACUUCAGUGACCGGUGACAUGUUGCUCCCUUCCUCCAGCCUCCUCCCUUCACUUCUCUCCUUGCCCACUCUGAACAGAAGGUGCAGAGAAGGACAUCAAAAAGAGGCUGGAGUGUUCAAAGGCAGCUUUCCAACUUUGCACACAAACAGGUAACAGGAAGGUACAGUAAAAAUCCUCUCAUCUGAAACACUGUCAGCAGAAACAGAACCUGUAAACAUGACCGAAUAGCUGCACAACGCUGAUGCUCUCUGCAGGUUACCUAGAAGUGUUUUGUUUUUCUUAUACUUGAAAUAGCUUUUACAAUAUUGUUUUGGUGGCUUUCUUUCCUCUCUUCCAGUGGGCAAUAGAGAAAGUGGAUGAUGUGAUUCAAGGAAGUUUGAGGGGAGAAAAGGAAGGAUAUGGCAUUGUCUUUUUUUUUUUCUUAAGCAUAGAGGUUUAAUCAAACUCCCAUAUGUUGAAAUUGUUCCUCAUAUUACUGGUUUUACAUGGACACAGAAACUAGGCACUUUAGAGGUGCACUUGCAUGGCAGGCUGGGCCCCCCUUUUCUGUAUUUUAUUUUACUUUAGUAUAGUGGUACUUAAAAUCACUGGUUCACUUAAAAAACAAACAAUAAAAUGUUAAACUCUACUAAUGUACAAAUAAGCUGAAAAGUUGCAUUUUAUGUGUAUUUUUUGCCAUAGCAGGUACUGUAUUUCUCAUGCUGGAUUUCAAAAAAAAAAAAAAAAAAGCAAAAGCAAAAAAAAAAAAAAAACAACUAAAGGGGGG